GACCAUAAAGAAUAUACUAACUACCCUUGUGGACCGCUAUGAAGAGGAACGGUGGGACGAACACAUCCCCCUGUGCAUGCUGGCUUAUCGUGCGGCUGUACACGAAUCGACAGGCUAUGCACCGGCAUUUCUACAACUCGGCCGCAACCUUCGACUACCUUCUGACGCAGACACGCCCGUGGCCCCGGCAGACCUAGUUGGCAGUAACGAGUACGUCCGAUCGCUCCGCGAACGUCUGUUCGCCGCACUGCAAACCGCUCACGAAAGUAUUGGACAUACUCAGCAGCACCAAACGACUGUAUAUGACCGCAGAUCAAACGGACCCGUGUAUGAAGUGGGUGACCAUGUGUUCUUACAUCGCCCGAAAGCACCCCCGGGUGCACCCGCAAAAUUCCACCAGACGUGGCAGGGCACUUAUGUUAUUAUUAUGAAGAGACCAAACAAUACAUGUCAUCCGUA
Molecule: messenger RNA, 459 nt
Organism: Opisthorchis viverrini
Lineage: Eukaryota; Metazoa; Platyhelminthes; Trematoda; Opisthorchiida; Opisthorchiidae
Exons: 1
Source: RefSeq, a predicted model, not a curated record